Molecule: messenger RNA, 3658 nt
Organism: Ruditapes philippinarum (Manila clam)
Lineage: Eukaryota; Metazoa; Mollusca; Bivalvia; Venerida; Veneridae
Product: transcription cofactor vestigial-like protein 4
Exons: 5
Coding region: 412-1809 (465 amino acids)
Biological process (GO): negative regulation of DNA-templated transcription
Molecular function (GO): transcription coactivator binding
Source: RefSeq, a predicted model, not a curated record
ACUCAAGUUCUCACAGUGGAGUUCACGUUAAGGAUAGCUGUAUAGUUAUAAAUGAAUUUACGGUUUUAUCUUAGCGGGUUUUGCAGUCUAGUUUACAUUACCUGAAGUGAGCUGUUUGUAUUACUCACCUGAAGUAUUUCUAUCGGAUAGACAGAUAGCAUGAUUUGAAUGAAUUGGAUCUUUUACAUACGUAACUUAUAAUUUAUCAACGAAACACGAAAUGAAAUUUAUGAAAUAAAAAUCGUUACAGUUACAAUUACGGGGAUAGUUUAAAAUUUGAUGAAAGUGCAUAUAUAUAUUUGAAAGAGUUGUCAAUGUUUAAUUCAAUGGUAUAAAACUGGGAAGGUGUUAGGUUUGGAUAGUGUUAACUGUUAAGAUUGUAUAAGGUGUGUGUUGGUAUAAAAGUGUCCCAUGCUGAACUUGGAUACAAAUAUAGAGAGUCGGAGGACAAUGUCUUUAUUGGAGCCGCGGUUAAGUGACUUAAGAUCAGGGUUUGGUGGUUACAGUUUGAACAGUAGUGUCAAUUUACCAACAGUGCCAUUUCUUCCAUUAUGGCAUCCGCCACCACCCGGGCCGGCAGUAUCGUGGUGCACAAUACCCAACUGUCCUUGUGCUCUGUCAAGGUCGCAUCUUCUCUCUGAACUUUACGAUUAUUCGUCAGUUAAUCCAUACUUAUGGUCGUCAUGGUAUUUAAAAGCAGCUCAAGACCCCCUAUAUAAAGGUGUUCCAUUGCCGCCGCCUGUUCCAACUUCAAUCGAGGGACCACCGGUGCUGACCCAAGCUCCUGAACAUGUCGAGUAUGACGCUCGGCCAUCGUAUGGCAAGGAAUUACCUACAAAAAUGAACAUGCAUGAAAGAGUACAGAAAUGGUUAGAAGUUUCUAAACCACCAAAAUAUGAGAAGGAACACCACACUAUACAUAAACAGAUCAGUUCAGAGACAUCAUUACAUCGGAAUUCAUCACCAUCGCCAGAUCACUAUAGAAACGGAGAGCCCCAGCCAUAUAAUCUACACAAUUACUUGCCCAGUCAUGCAUCAAUGCACUCACCACCAACUCGCCCACCGCCGCCGUGUUACCCUCACUCGAGACUUGAGCUUCCCUCACCACACGAGGGACCGCUGAACCUAACAAUGAAUAACAAUAAUAAUGCAAACAAUGGAAGCCAUAGUCCUACGCAGAGCCGACCCUCCGUGAUUACCUGCACGACUCUUCCAGAUCGUAGAUUUGAUACAAAUAGCAAUGGCUCGUUGAGUCCUAGUAGGAAAGAAUCUUCUACAGAUAUUUGUGACCCUGCUAUUGAGGAACAUUUUAGGCGAUCACUUGGCAAACACUAUCCGGAAUAUCUUACAAGGAAUCCUUCAGUAACACCAUCUCCCCCACCCCCAUUGCCUCAGACUGUGCCUAUAGCCCCACCCAGGCAACCAUCACCGGGGAAUGCCAUGACACCAUCAGCACCAGCUGCUAACAAAAAUGUCUCUAUAACAGGAUCAGUUGAUGAUCAUUUUGCACGAGCGUUGGGAGACAGCACAUGGUCGGCACUCAAACCAAAGAACGAUCAGUCUGAAGCCGCAGCCCCUAAUUCUGUUGACGAUCAUUUUGCUAAGGCUUUAGGGGACACAUGGCUUCGGUUAAAAGAUAAAAAGGAGCAGCCUCGUGUACCAGGAGCUCAUCCUUUUCCUUUGUCUCAUCCAAUACCCCACCCACUGCCACAUCCAAUCCCUCGUGCACAUUCCUUACCUCAUCCAGUGCCUCAGAGGCCGACAUCACCAUCAUCGCAGUCACAUAGUGGACCGUUAUUAUCAACAUGAAACUUUGUAAAAGAAAUUUAAAAACAAACAAAUUUUAAAAUGGUCAGUAGUCUACAAUCAGCCACGAGUAUGGUUCAAAAACAUGAAAAUGUGUUCCGAAAAUGUGUUGCAAAAAGGGCUUGUUACGAUAGAACUUGAUGGAAUUGCUACGUAAAAGUUUGGCAGCAUUUUCUCUGUAACAGAAUAGCUGAACCAUGAAGGAUCAUGGGAGUUCCAAGGAUAAAGCUUGUUUAAAUUGUGGAUAUAUCUAUGAGGGAAAAGUUACAUGAAUGGUGUUUUUAUUAUUAAGUGUAACAAUGCAAUUAGUUUGCCUUAGAAGAAAAAAUAAUGUGCAAAUAUGCCAAGAUUACAUGGCAUUGUCAUUAUAUGGGUAUGUUUUGUGUUAUGAUUGAGUUUGCAUAUUUAAUUUGACAUGUGUAGUGAAGUGGUUUAUUUGUAAGCAGGCCAUUCUCCUGGAAAAAAAUAUUAGAAGUACCUUACCUAACGAUACGAGCUUGCUUAUUAUUGUUAUGCGAGAAGGAAUUAGUUAUGUUAUUAGAACUUGGGCAUUUAAGAGUAUAUAUCUGUGUUGAAUGAAAAUUAUAAAUUGUUUAUUAAUUAAAAAAGGUCGUUCACAAAAAUUGUCUAACUUCACUUGAAGGCUUCUCUUAGAGAAUUGUUAUUAUAAACUGUCUGUCUGUCUUUGUCAAUCAGGAAUGUAGAAGACCAGUAUCAGUUUGGGGAUAAAAUUAACAAAGAAAGAUAAUCAGUUAUUAAAUAAUUAGAUAAUGCUCUGAAUUCUAUUUAGAUUCUUUAUUUUAGUACUACCAUUGCUUGACAAAAAUAGAAACAUCACCAUAAAACUGUCAUGUUUGAAUGUAUUGUGAUGUAUUAGUAUGAUAAUUAUUGUAUUUUUAAUCAACCUAUAUAGAUUUAAAAAAAGGAAAGAAAAAAAAUCAAAUUCUGCUGUUUUAUUGCUGGCCUCAAAAGACUAUUUAUGCUAUAAGGUCUUUUCUAGGAGGUGGUCUUUUUUAACUGUUAUACUGUACCAUAACAGUAAUUUUGAAAUAUCAACAAAAUACAGAAUGUCAUUUGUUAAAAGGGUUUUGACAGGAAGAUGGGAAUAUUUCUAAACCCGACAGCUGGUGUAAUAACCUGAAAUGAAUGAUACCGUAUAUUGUACCUAACUGAUAUAAAUCAAUCCUAAUUGCUUGAUUUUGUAAAAUUGAUUUAAUUUUUAUAGUCUUAUGAGUUAAUGGGGUAAUCUUUAGAGGGCAAACUUACCCUUUUAUUGCAAAUAAAAUGAAAUUAUGAUUAUUUAAAUAACUUAGAUAUAUCAUUAAUUAUCUAAUGUUUUGACACUAAAGAUUAUUUCUUAUAAAGCUUAUAUUUACAUUUUGAAAUUGUCAAAUUGAAACUUGUGACUUAUUACAUAAACAAAUUACCUGCAAUCCAACAUUAAUUUUGAGGGAAAAAAAAUCAUAAGAGCUGUGCCGUGACAAAACCAACAUAAUGGGUUUGCAACCAGCAUGGAUCCAGACCAGCCUGCGCAUCUGCGCAGUCUGAUCAGGAUCCAUACUGUUCGCUUAAAAACCCUAUAACAAGUAGAGAAACUGAUAGCGAACAGCAUGGAUCCUGAUCAGACUGCGCGGAUGCGCAGGCUGGUCUGGAUCCAUGCUGGUCGCAAACCCAUUAUGUUGGUUUUGUCGUGACGUGGCUCAAAUCAUAAUGGAUUUUAAGAUAAUGCAAUUCUCUGAGGAAAGUGUUUAAGAAGUCUUCUUAUCUUGUCUUAUAGUUAAAAGUUAUGAAAAAAAAUAUGUAAAGUUUAUUGUUAAAUGUACAAAAGUAAAUAAAAUGUACAAAUGCUCAA